AUGAACAAAGAGAACAAAAAAAGCAUAUGCGAACGCCUAAAAAAUUCUUCGAAGGCCCCAGCGGAAAAGCCGAAAAGGUUUGCGCCUAUUCAAAGACCUCGAAGGAUUUCUAAACAUAGUGAAAGUAAAACUGUUGAGAAGAAGCAAGAAAAAGUUGAACCAUUUGACAUUCUAAAAUCUCAUGAAGAAGAACAAGCUGAAAGACGCCGCCUGUUGGAGGAGUAUCGAAAGAAGAAAGAGUUGGAGAGACUCAAAAACCGGAAGCCAAUUAAACCAAAGAGAUCGAUCGAAAUUCAAAAACCUCGAGUGAGCAGGACGGUGAAAACUGCCUUUACAAAGAGCGCACCGAUUUCAACACCUAUCAAACAAAAUGAAUAUCGAACGCCCGUUCGAAAUCCCAGGAAGCCAUUACCGAAGCAUUCUAAAAAUACGGUUACGCCCUCACCCACGUCACCUAAAGAUGACAAUAACAUUGAAGGAACGGAGUCGAACAUGAAUAUUCCGAUGAGAGCUACCGCUAUCCCGCUUUAUAAAAGACCGGGCACUCCAUUUGUAACUUCCUCGACGCAUACAUUUGAAGAACCACUGCAGACGAUGGCUCCGGAAAAUAUUAUAUUUGAAUAUACGGUUCCUGUUGACAAGGAGCCGAAGACACCGUCUCUAAUUUCGGUUCCCACCACGCAUACAUCCGAGGAACCGCAACACUUCAUUUCCUUGGAUAAAAUAAAAUUUUACGACGGCGAAAGGGAAAGGUAUUAUUAUGUAGAUAACGACGCAGAUCCAGUUGAUAAAGAGUUGGCAACACCAACUUCAGUUUCCAUGAACAGUACGCCCAUACGUGGUCAUUCAAAGAUAUAUUCAAGUCCGGUGAUUAAGGUGUCUGGGAAACCGCAACGCGUAUCGAUUAUAAAUCAGACUUCGGAUGACGCUCAAAAGAGAACAAAUCCCAGUGAUGUUGCGUCUACGCCCACGACGUCUCCUUCCGUGAUUGCAAUCACCCGCAGGCGUUCAAAAAUAUACUCGAGUCCCUCGAUGAAAGUAUCGGGAAAAGCCCAACGCGUGAAAGUGCAGAUAUCGGAUGAAAAAGGUGAAGCCUCUUUUACUCCCGAGUCAGUAACCACGCCGGCUAUUUUGUCCACCACCACCCAAGAAUCAGAAUGCACGCCAACAACGACUCGAUCGACUCCACGCAGACGUUCGAAAAUAUAUCAAAGUCCAACGUUGAAGUUGACCGGAAAAGCUCAACGAAUGAAGGUGGACCCUCCAAAAAAUCAUCAUCCUCCUGAGAAGGAUAAUGGUCAAACGGUCAAAUUGGAUGCAGCCCAAAAAGUUAAACCAUCUUUGACACCACUGAAUCCUCGGGAACGUUCUUUAAUUUAUUCUGGUUCGUUGAAUAGGUUGCCUGAAAGUCAAGAAGACAAUGGGGAUUCGACGAACCUCGACUCAACACCUAAACGUUCCAUACAUCCCAUAUUUAAGUUCAAAGCUCAAAAUUUAAAGGAUCCAAGGGAAGAAAAAAAUGACACCAAUAAUACGGAGGAUGAUAAGGUCGACGAUAACACAGACCAAGACAUAGAAUUGAAAAUUCAAAACUUUUUCACUUCUUUAAAGUCUCUUCCCACUAGCGUGAAAAUUAAUGAAAACAUGGAAGAUAUCAGUUCCAGUGGUAUAGGUGAAUCGCCGGUGUGUCCUGCUGAAAGUGACGCAGCCCUCCGUCUUGACUACGAAAGCGCCAUUUUCGAGAAUAAUGAAAACCAACAAGGGGUCAAAGAAAAUGCUAACUUCUUGGAACAUGGCGAAAAGGAGGAAAAGACGGAGUGUGAUAAGAAAGUUGUGGUAGACCUGGAAAGUAUGGAGGAGUCGUCCCUGACUGUCUUGACGCCGGUAAAAGCAAAGAAGAAAGAACGAGAGGAAUUCGGUAUCUCCUCGGUUGUGACACCUGUGAGGCGAUCGGCGAGGAACCAAAAGAAUUCACCGGACGUGAACUUCCUAACACCCGAAGAUCAAGUUCGCAAGUUGCUAGAAGAAAAUGGAUUUACUUAUAUACCGAACCCGGCAUUAAAUCGUGAAAAUAAUCUUGCACCCCUGAAGAAAACUCCUAAAAAGGGUGAUGAAGAAAAUUCUGGCGGCCGAUCUGACACAGAAAAACAAAAAUCUUCUAGAAAAAGUGUUAGAUGGGAAGACUUCUCUAACUUAUUGGAGCUUGUACCAAAAAAUUUCUAG
Messenger RNA from Acaulospora colombiana, 2223 nucleotides. Lineage: Eukaryota; Fungi; Glomeromycota; Glomeromycetes; Diversisporales; Acaulosporaceae. The record is from the annotation of a GenBank genome assembly.